This is a messenger RNA of Fimicolochytrium jonesii, 2154 nucleotides long. Its product is annotated as P-loop containing nucleoside triphosphate hydrolase protein. The coding region runs from base 1 to 2154 and encodes 717 amino acids. The transcript is spliced from 4 exons. Gene Ontology annotation, molecular function: GTPase activity; GTP binding; microtubule binding. The record is from RefSeq and is a predicted model, not a curated record. Gene Ontology annotation, cellular component: membrane; cytoplasm; microtubule. Lineage: Eukaryota; Fungi; Chytridiomycota; Chytridiomycetes; Spizellomycetales; Powellomycetaceae.
AUGACCAAAACAGUCGUCGAAGAACCCUCGCCCAAGACAAGCGAGCUGGGAGCUUCUCAAUACGCGAAAAAAGCGAAAGACCUUGUCGCACUCAUUACGAAGAUUCGCCAGCAUGGCGGUCAAAUCGAGCUGUCUCUUCCCAGAAUCGCCGUCAUAGGGAACCAAUCGGCGGGCAAGUCGUCGGUCGUCGAAGCCAUCUCGGGCAUUCCUCUCCCGCGCGCCAGCGGAACAUGCACCAGGAGCCCCAUCGAGGUGCGGAUGGAAGAAAAACCGGGAACCGCGUGGAGCUGCCAGGUUGUCCUUCGAUGGGAAUCGGACGAGAAUGAGAAACAGUUGCUCAAUACCAAGGAAGAACCGUUCGACACUCCUAUGACGAAGGAAGCCGAUGUGGGUCUCCGCAUCGCUCAAGCGCAGAGGGCGAUCUUGAAUCCGGGAACAGACUCGGCUUAUUUUCUAAAGAUGAACGAGAAGGAUCUUAAAAAAUAUGUCGACAAGCGCCAGUUCACUAGCAACAUUAUCGUUGUGGCUGUGACCGGACCGGACGUUCUCAGCUUGACGCUCAUCGACCUUCCGGGCAUCAUCCAGACCCCUCCGCAAGACGCGAAGGAGGAUUUGGUGGGGCUUAUCAAGCAACUCGUUACGAAAUACAUCGAAGACAAGCGCACCAUCAUCCUCAAAUGCGUGACGUGCGCGGACGAUGUCAAUAAUCAAGAAUCUGUACGUUUUGCGAGAACAUACGAUGCCACAGGCGAACGCACGGUUUGCGCCCUCACGAAAGCAGAUCUCAUCGAGAGAUCAUGCCAUGCCCCGUGGAUGAACUUUCUGCUUCAUGGAAAGCCCACGUCUUUCGCGGUCGUCAACCCGGCUCCGGACAGGCUUGACCGAGUGACCUCGAGAGAAGCUCGCGACGCCGAGAGUCAGUUCUUCAAGAACACUGAACCAUGGAAUACGGUUCCUCCUCUCAACCAUGUCCUGGGGGUUCAGGCGUUGGCCCAACAUCUGUCGGUCCGCCUGACACAGUUGAUCAAGUCCACUUUCCCGGAUAUGAAGGCCACGGCGAAACAACUGCUGAAGGAAGUCAAUAACGACCUCAAGCAGCUUCCAGCUGUACCGUCGAACUCCCUCUACGACUUGCGGCAGGCUAUCAAGAAGCUGCGCAAGACCAUUCAUACCCACGUUUACGCACAACAUGGGUAUCCCCAAUUGUGGCAGACCGAUCUGAGCCUUUACCAAGAGUUCCGAGAUGACAUCCAAGCAACACGGCCCAAACUCGCCGCGCCAACAGAAAAGGAAAUAGAAGAGUCAGACAAAGUCGAGGAGACGAGAUGGAAGAUGCCUAGGACCACAUACACUCUCGCAUACGUUCACAAAAUCAUCGACGUCUAUAAAGGUCGCCAAAUGGGCGGAGAAUACAACGAACAGUCGUUCCAUAGGAUUAUCGAAACCUUCAUGGAAGUCUGGCCUGAAAUUUCCCAGUAUUAUAUGGGCCGCUUGGUGGAGGAUUUUAAUAUUCGAAGCGACCGUUGGAUCACAGAUUCAUUUGCGAGAUUCAAGCCGCUCCUGCUGGAAACAAGGUUAAUUGUCGAUGACUUGCAAAAGGAUCUGUUCAAAGAGACUGCAGAUUUCGUCUUGGAGUUCUUCACCCUCGAAUCCUAUCCCCCGUUUACCCUUGAUCCGGUAUUCCACGACAAAUCCGCGGCUCUUUACAAAACGUAUGAGACGGAAACGGCGCGCUGGGAUCUCAAAGAAACCGUACCAGAGUCCAACGAGGACCGAAUUAGCGAAGCAAUCGCGCUCUUGAAAGAGGCCAACCUGACCGACUUGACCGUGGACGACCUCUACGUGGCGUAUUGCCGCAAGCAAGGAAACGACCACACGACCGCACUCCGUCUCAUAUCUCGAGUGCAAGCGUUUUUUGACGUUGCGGCGCAGAGAUUCGUUGACCAUGUCGCCAUGGCGAUUGACACAAAGUAUGUGAUUGGGAUGGAGAAGCACCUUGAAGAACGGUUGGAAAAGCAGCUGGCCACCGAUCAGCAGCGGGCGGCAGAGUUAUUGGUUGAGGAUGACCGAGUUGCGGAAAAACGGAAGGAGCUUAUGGCCAGGAAGGAAAGAUUGGAAAACGUUUUGAAGGAGAUGAUGAGGCUCACUGUUUGA